AUGGCAGACAUGUAUUUCCCCGAUGCGCAGAUUGAGUCUUCUGAGAACAUCAUAAACAUGCCAUUGGCCUUCGCAAAAAUUGGCUGGGCUGAUUGCCGUUUCUACUCAAUGUCGACUGAGCAGGCGGCACCGCUGGUGCCCGAGGUGCCCUGGGACCCCAGUGAGGCUGACUCUCUCGAAUCGGGCAGCGAUGAUGGGGAGGGUAUGCUUUAUGCAUUCACUGGCGGUAUGGACGAGAAAACUUACGCCCCGGCUCGGGAAUACGAAUAUACAUCUCUGAAGUCAUGGGCCAACAUCCGCGUACUGGAUAUCCUCCCAACAACGGACCCAGAAGACCCUAUCAUAUGUCAGCUUCGGCUGACUGCCGUGAACGAUCCGCAUCCGUACCUGGCCGUGUCGUAUGCCUGGGGACAUAUCGCGGACGAUGGCUCGCACCUUGACCAUGUGAUAUUUUGCGAUGGGACUCCACUCAAUAUCACGAGCAGUCUACAUGCUGGGUUGAAGCGCAUUCGGGAGGCAUGGAUGACCCAAGCAUCCCUUACGCUGUGGGUGGACGGCAUCUGUAUUGACCAAUCCAACCAGGCCGAGAGGGCUAUCCAAGUCAUGCUGAUGGAUGAAAUUUACUCCAAUUGCCUGGGACUCAUGGUAUAG
Messenger RNA from Saxophila tyrrhenica, 651 nucleotides. RefSeq lists its product as uncharacterized. The transcript is spliced from 2 exons. The coding region runs from base 1 to 651 and encodes 216 amino acids. Lineage: Eukaryota; Fungi; Ascomycota; Dothideomycetes; Mycosphaerellales; Extremaceae. The record is from RefSeq and is a predicted model, not a curated record.